Prorocentrum cordatum is the source of this 609-nucleotide messenger RNA. NCBI's taxonomy places the organism in Eukaryota, Dinophyceae, Prorocentrales, Prorocentraceae. The record is from the annotation of a GenBank genome assembly.
AUGCCGCGCGCCGCGGCGGAGGAGGGGCCCGCCGAGGGCGGCCCGCUGGUGGGGAGGCGCAGGAGCUCCCCGAGCUCGCGGAGCUCCGCCGGCGCGGGCGAGUGGAGCUCCGCGCCGAGCUCGCCGGGGCCGAGCUCGCCGGGGCCGAGCACGUCGGGGGACGACGGCGCCGACGGCGUGUGUGCGCAGCUCCGGAGCUUGGCGGGGCUGGCAGCCGAGGGCGCGCGGGAGCAGCUGGCGCGCAGGGCCGAAGCGGCCAAGCGGCGCCACGACGCCUUCAAGGUCUCCCCGGUCGGGAUCCUGCUGCUGGCCCGGUGGCUGCCGCUGCAGGACGUUGGCUUGGACAUGCUGGUGACCCUUGGCCAGCCUCACCUGCCACUCAUCGGCCCGCUAUGCUCCAACCAGGGCCUGCUCUGGGACAGGCAGGACGGGCGAGGAUUGAGUGGAGGAAGAGCAGAGGGGAGAGACAGGUUCGGGAGUCGAGAUUUUUGUCCCUCCUCGCCUUGGAGUCAGAUGUGGGGGGCACUCGACGCUGCCGCUGGUUCGCCCCGAAGCCCUGGCCAGCACGCCCUCCAGGGCAGGUCCAGGGGGCGCCACUGCGGACCCUGA